UGGUGAGCAGGCCACUGGGGGCGCUGUGUCCACAAUUUGCUUUAAUCUCUGCAGAAGAAGAAGGCGGAAGUGGGCGUGGUUUUGGCCGCCUUGUUGGUGUGGGUGUUAAACAGCAGCAUGGCGCUGAACGCAGAUGAGGAGGAUUUUGAGUGGGAGCCCCCGAGUGAAGCAGAGAUGAAGGUGUUUCAGGCUCGUCGUGAGCGUCAGGAUAAAAUCAGUAAACUGAUGGGAGAUUAUUUACUAAAGGGCUACAAGAUGCUGAGCGACUGCUGCGACACCUGUGGGACGAUUCUGCUGCAGGAUAAGCAGAAGAAGAAUUACUGUGUGGCCUGUCAGGAGCUGGACUCAGACAUUGACAAGGACAACCCUGCUCUGAACGCUCAGGCAGCUCUGUCUCAGGUACGAGAGCGACAGCUUGCCAACCAUCACCCCCUUGAUGCUGUCGAAACCAUGCCCACUGCAGCAGAAGCUCUGCCCAGUAGCAGACCUGAGCAUUGUGAAGGAGCAGCGUCUGGACUCCGAGCUCCGCCUCCUCCUGUUCCACCGCCACAACCCCGCCCUCUUCCUGCUCCGUCCUCCCCCCCGCUGCAGAACUCGAGUGGUCUUUCCAGUACUGUUCCUCUUCCUCCUCGUCCUCCUCCUCAUUACCAGGUUGCCGUAGAUGCACAGGAUGUCGUGCUGGAGAAGCUACGCUGGGCCACGCAGGAGCUACAGACAGCUGUCUCACUCGAGUCCUGUGUGCAGCUCUGCGGUCUGAUCCGCGCCUGCGCAGACACACUGCAGAGCCUCAAACACCUGCAGCACUGAAACUGUAUACAUACACACACACACACACACACACACACACACACACUGAGUUACUCAGUACACACUGGCAGGACAUCACUGAUCUCAUGGCCUGGUUUAAUAAUGUACAAAAAAUAAAGUUACAAAUGUACAGUUUGGUGUGUAACACAACACCACACAUGUAACACAACAUCACACAUGUAACACAACACCACACAUGUAACACAACACCACACAUGUAACACAACACCACACAUGUAACACAACAUUACACAUGUAACACAACACCACACAUGUAACACAACAUCACACAUGGAGCUGUUUGUCAUGAAGCUCCGGAGGUGAAGCUGUAGAGUUUAACUGUGUUUCUGCUGAAGGAGAAAUAAACACCGGAGCUGAAGAUUUAA
This is a messenger RNA of Tachysurus fulvidraco (yellow catfish), 1193 nucleotides long. It is a transcript of the gene znrd2, whose product is annotated as zinc ribbon domain containing 2. The transcript is spliced from 4 exons. The record is from RefSeq and is a predicted model, not a curated record. Bases 118 to 807 code for a protein of 229 amino acids. NCBI's taxonomy places the organism in Eukaryota, Metazoa, Chordata, Actinopteri, Siluriformes, Bagridae.